CUUAAAAUUUUAUAGCAAGUAUAAUAAAGAGGUUUAUCAAUGUGAUGUCAUUAAAAUUAUUUGUGACUGAUUGCUUGUUUGGUUUUGCUGUUUUCAUAGAUAAUUAUGCUGUUUUCAUAGAUAAUUAUUUGUAAAGAGUUACUUACCAGUCUCAUUGACAAUUGAAAAUGUUUUUACUAGAGUAGUAAUUGAGAAGACAGUGACAAUAAAAUUGCGACAUUUAAUUAAAAACAAUUGAGCAAAUUUAUUUUUUGCUGCUGAUUUAAUUCUGUAUGAACUUAGAAUAACACCACCGUUUACCAUUAAUUAAAAUGACAUCAAACUUGACGAAGGAUACUACACUUUGCUUGAAUAAAGACUUAAUCUCAGAAAAAUUACUUUUAGCUGCAUUAACGCUUAUAUUGGUUACUGGAGUGACAGGAAACGCUUUUGUUAUAUAUGUUUUUGGUUGUAAACGAAAAUCAAGCUGCAAGUCAACAACAGAGUUGUUAAUACUUUGUUUGGGAAUAACUGAUCUAUUGUCCUCCUUUUUUAACCCAUCUUUAUAUAUGUAUUGGACAAUCACAAAUUACUGUCAAUGGGAUUUUGGUUAUUUAGGUUGCCAUAUUGUUCCUUCUAUAGGUCCAAUUAUGACCUCAAUUUCAUCUGGCUUGCUUCUUAUAUUUGCUAUUGAUCGAUAUAUAGCAGUAGUAACUCCAUUCCGUAAAAAAUUGACUCGAAAAAAAGUCAGUAUAGCGUUUGUUUUGGACAUUUUGCUGUCAAUUAUUUUUUAUCUCCACUAUGUGUUUGCAUUAAAGUUUGAUCCAAAAUUUAAAAUAUGCCAUAUUCCGAACGCAUCAGAUUCUCCGUUUUACGGAAUAACAAACUGUAUUUUUAUAACUUUACGUCUAUCGUUGUUUGCAACAAUCUUCAGUUUUACAAACAUAAAAAUCUACAAAACUUCAAAUAAAUGUAGCAUAAAAUUUUCAAGAAUCGAAGAUCGAGUAAAACGUCUUAGACAGUCAAAAAAAGUCAUGAUAGUUCUACUUACAAUGGGAGUAGUGUUUAUAUUGCUUGUUUUUCCAAGAGAGUUAUUUUUUUUAGGAUACAACUUUAAAUGUUUGUUAGUUAAAAAUUGUAAACAUUCAAGUCCUACUUUGACUCAAAUUAAUUCAUGGUUAAAGGUUGCUCAUACUGCAAAUAGUUGUGCUAACGUUUUUAUUUAUUCGCACAUGCAUACGAAAUACCGUAAAGAAAUUAUUCGGACUGUUUCAUGUUUUGGAAGCUUUAAGAAGACUUUUGCACGUCAUAGAUUUUCAUUCGUUGGAAAAGAAAAUCGAUUUUUAUUAAGCAAUAAAAAACAUGAAUUUACUUUAUCAGAAGAAGAUUUAAUAUAUUUCGGUGACGCGGUUUUUUUUCAAAGAGCUCAAAAAUGGAAAAUUAAAAAAUAAACAACAUAAAGUC
Hydra vulgaris (swiftwater hydra) is the source of this 1443-nucleotide messenger RNA. Its product is annotated as somatostatin receptor type 2. Gene Ontology annotation, biological process: G protein-coupled receptor signaling pathway. NCBI's taxonomy places the organism in Eukaryota, Metazoa, Cnidaria, Hydrozoa, Anthoathecata, Hydridae. Gene Ontology annotation, molecular function: G protein-coupled receptor activity. The record is from RefSeq and is a predicted model, not a curated record. Gene Ontology annotation, cellular component: membrane.